AUGUCCAUCCGUUCCCAAUCACCAACUGGCUCCGUCACCGAAAAGAAGGAUGUGGUGAAGCAUCUCGAGAGGACCACAGUCACAGAGUUUGUUGUUCCGGAUGCCGACUAUGAUACCAAUGCGUCUGCGGGGUUCUGGGGGAGAUUCCUCAAAAAGUCUCCCUCUCCGCGCUUUCUCGAGGAUCUUCAGCGCAUGAACGAGACUGAGCUUGAUGAGGUCAAGAUCCAGAAGAUUGAGCGAAAGCUUGAUUGGCUCAUCAUCCCAGCACUUGCCAUCUGUUAUGCUUUUUACUACAUUGACAAGACAACGCUUGCAUAUGCAGCUAUUUUUGGGAUAAAAACCGACUUGCAUCUGAGGAAGACCGAAUACAGUUGGCUGUCUUCCUUAUUCUACUUCGGCUGGCUCUUCUGGGCUCUUCCCGGCAAUCUUCUCAUGCAAAAAUUUCCACUAAACAAAUACCUGGCAGUUAACAUCUUCAUAUGGGGAGGUUUGCUCAUGGCACAAGCUGCGAGCCGCAACUUUACAGAACUGGCAAUCUUGCGUACUCUUUCCGGUGCUGCUGAAGCGAUUGCCGAUCCCGCCUUCAUGUUAAUCAGCUCGACUUGGUGGACGAGGGCGCAACAGCCUCGAGUAAUUGGUCUCUGGUAUUGCGCUAAUGGUGGAGGCAUUGGUCUCGGUGGUUUGUUAGGUUACGCCAUUGGUAGCAUAAAAGGAGGCCUCGCAUCAUGGAAAUACGAGUUCCUGAUCAUCGGAGCGCUUUGCUGCCUUUGGUCUAUCGUGCUCUUCAUCUUCAUUCCCGAUUCGCCAUACACAACGCAUUGGUUUACGCGCGAGGAGCGGCUCAUCAUUGUCAGCCGCAAACGCCACGAUCAGCAUGUCGCUGAUGCUCGAAAGUGGGACAAGGGUCAAAUUCUCGAAGCAUUCAUGGAUAUCAAAAUUUACCUCUUCUUCUUCUUUGGAUUGACGGCGAAUAUCCCUAAUGGUGGAACGAGCAACUUUGGGACUUUGAUUGUCAAAGGGUUUGGGUUCGACACUCUCACUACGACCCUCAUGCAAAUCCCAUAUGGAGCAGUCAUCGUCCUAUUCAUUCUGGUAACAAUCUUCGUCAACAACCGCCUUCCAUUGGGCAAUCGUACCUGGUUGAUGGUCGCCACCAACAUCCCGACCGUCGCCGGAUUUGCCAUGGUGGCUUGGGGAAAGAAUACAGCGACCCGUCUCGCUGGAUUUUGGAUGACUGGGGCCUCUAAUGCCACCUUUGUUGUCGGUCUCUCCCUCGUAUCAGGAAACGUUGGCGGAACGACCAAAAAAGCAAUAGCGAGCGCCGCCGUGUUCUUGGGAGUCGCUGCUGGGCAAGUCGAAGCACCCGUUUACCUGACUGGCGUUAUUGCAUGCAUGGUGUCUCGCGCUGCCGAGAUCGUGGUCAUUAUCCUUCUUCGCGUCGUCUUCGUCACAUCCAACAACCGACGUGACAAGGCCCUUGCGAGCGGACAAAUUGAAUAUGACCCCCGCCAUAUCCCUCUGGAUGAUGUAUCCGACUGGAAGAAUCCAGCAUUCCGCUAUGUUACGUAA
Messenger RNA from Serendipita indica DSM 11827, 1569 nucleotides. The record is from the annotation of a GenBank genome assembly. NCBI's taxonomy places the organism in Eukaryota, Fungi, Basidiomycota, Agaricomycetes, Sebacinales, Serendipitaceae.